UGGGAGCGAGCGUGUGUGUCUGUGUGGUGGUGUGUGCGCGUGUAUGUGUUGGGUAGCCAGCACACACUCUUCACAUUCGCUUACAACAUGGCGAUGAAGCGCCGACCGCUCGCACGACGCCUCUCUCCCCUGUCGCUACAUUGUUGUACCUAGGGAAACUGGGUACUCCUCUGACAUGACAUUACCGCCGGUGCAAUAAUUUGAAGGACGUUUAAUACGGAUUCCAUUGUAUGCCUGCUUGGAAGCUAGUGAGAUAGCUGGCUCUCGAAAACCCCACGCAACGCGCUUUUGGAAAUCAAAGGCUUUUCAUGGCGGUGGAGGCUCUGUGGAUUUUCUGUCUACUUUCGCUGGGGUUCUGUGCUCUGUCUGUCCAAGAGAAGCCGUUGUGGGUGGAGUUGAGCUGUGGGGCGGGGCCAGUGCAUGCGGUGCUGGAGCCUGGUUGGCCGCUGCUGCUGGAGUGUCAGCUGGGGGCGUCGCCGGACGAGGAGGCUGGCGCGGUGACGUGGCGGAGGGACGGCGUGGAGCUGACGGAGGGCCCCGCGCUGCGCCUCCUCUCCAACGGCUCGCUGCUGGUAGCGCCGCCGCCACUGCCGCGCGACGCCUCGGCGCCCCCUGUGGAGCUGGAGGGAGGCUACAGCUGCGAACGGGCCGACGCCUUCGGAGCGCUGACCAGCCGCGUGGUCAACCUGUCCCUGGCCAGUCUGUCUAAGGUGCAGCGGGACCCAGAAGACCAGGUGGUGUCGGCGGGUGGAGCCGCACGGUUUCAGUGCCAGGUGGAGGGACUGCCCACGCCCGUCAUCUCCUGGGAGAAGGACCGCACACCCCUGGAGCCCAGCGCAAGGUUCAUCUCUCUCCCCAGCGGGGUGCUUCAGAUCCUGAGUGUGACGAACGAGGAUGUGGGCUCCUACCGCUGUAUCGCCUCCAACACCAUGCGCAAGAGAUACAGCCAGGAGAGUACGCUCACCGUCACCCCAGCAGGUCAGUCUUCUCUCUCUACCAAAGUGGAGCUAGUGGCGCGUCCCCAGAACUCCACUGUGAUCUUGGGGCACCCGGCCGUCAUGGAGUGCAUGGCACAGGGGCACCCCAAACCUCUGGUGUCCUGGAGUCGACUUGAUGGCAAGCCCAUCGCCACUGACGUGGUCGUCCUGGAAACCAACCUGGUGAUCCCGGAUACGCGGCGGCAUCACGCCGGGGUGUAUGUGUGUCGUGCCAACAAGCCCAUGACACGCGAGUUCGUCAGCGCCCCUGCUGAGCUACGUGUGCUAUCCCCUCCGGUGAUCCUGCAGCCUCCGGAGACGGUGUCGUUGUCCCGGGGCAACACGGCGCGCUUCGUGUGCAACAGCUCGGGGGACCCCGCGCCGGCGCUGCAGUGGCUGCGUAACGGCGAGCCGGUCACGCCCAACGGGCGCGUCAAGGCCCAGAGCGCCGGCGUGCUGCUCAUCAACCAGCUGGGGCCCGACGACGCCGGCUACUACCAGUGCCUGGCCUCCAACGCCCUGGGCACCGCCUGCGCCACCGCCAAGCUGUCCGUCAUCGUGAGGGAGGGGCUGCCCAGCGCGCCACGGCAACUGCGGGCCACGCCCCUGUCCAGCACCACCGCCCUGCUCACCUGGGAGCGGCCCGAGCUCAACAGCGACCAGAUCAUCGGCUUCUCCGUGCACUACCAGCAGGCCUCAGGUUCAGACAACGUGGAGUACCAGUAUGCGGUGAACAACGACACGAUGGAGUACCAGCUGAAGGAGCUGCAGCCACACACGGCCUACACCUUCUACGUGGUGGCCUACUCUCUACGCGGGGCUAGCCGCCCCUCACCGCCGACCACCAUGGAGAUGCUGGAGGAUGUGCCCAUUGCUCCCCCCCAGUUGUCGCUGCUGAGCCCGUCCCCCACUGAGAUCCGUGUGAUGUGGCUGCCCCUGUCCUCCCUGCAGAGCCGCGGCACCCUCACUCUCUACCGCAUCGACUACAGCACCCUGGGACAAGGAGAGCGUGUGUUCUCCACAGAGGUGGGCGGUAACGAGACCCAGGUGACUCUGCGGGGGCUCUCGCCCAAUCAGAUGUACCGCGUCAGAAUGACCGCUGGCACCCGUGCAGGGUUCGGACCCACGUCAGAAUGGCACACACACCACACACCUGACCUGCUCAACCUCACCAUGGUGCUCUUUGCCCCCACGGAGCUGAAGGUCAGAGCCAAGAUGCACUCCCUCCACGUCUCCUGGCAACCGCCGCCCAAUCACACGCAGAUCUCGGGCUACAAGCUGGCCUAUCAGAUGCUGGACUCGGAAGAGGGGGAGGGGUCUGACAAGAAGAGGCUUCCAGUCCAGCCAAUCAAACUGCGCAAGAGGGUCAAACAUCAUGACAUCACUGACCUGGUCCCUGGGCGUGUGUACCAGGUGAAGGUGUGGGCCUAUAACAAACAGACGGAAGGCUACCCAGCCGUAUGGAAGGGGCGCACAGAGAAAUCCACGAGCUUACCCAGGACGUCUGAACCCAACCCACCGCUGCCCCCUAGUGGCAUCAGGGCGACGGCGAACAGCUCUCGCUCCAUCUGGCUGCGCUGGGAGCGCCCGCGCUUCAGCAGCGUCCGCAUCAUCAACUACACCGUCCGCUGCAGCCCCGCCGGCCUCCGCAACGCCUCGCUCGUGUCCUACUACACCAGCGCUACCCAGGACAUCCUCUUGGGGGCGCUGCAGCCCUUCACACGGUACGAGAUGGCUGUGCAGUCCAACAGUGUGAACGUGGUGGGACCGUUCAGCUCUACAGUGGAGGAGUCAACGCUGACCGAUCGGCCCUCAACACCUCCGGCUGAUCUGCAGCUCAAUGCUUUGGACUCGUCAUCAGUGUUGGUGAGUUGGCGCCCCCCAGUGGAGCCCAACGGUAUCAUCACCAGCUACAGGAUCCUUUUCAGCUGCAACCUCAGUCAGCCCGAACACCUGUGGACCAACAGCACACAUAGCGGCGUGACCAGUGUGGAGGUGCAGGGUCUGCAGAGUGGCACGCGCUACUUCUUUAAGAUCAGCGCCAGCACAGAGGUGGGAGCAGGGCCCUACUCACCUGUCAGAGACCUGCAUAUGCCCUCAGACGCAUACGAGUUGGACAUCCAUGCAGUAACAGGGAUUAUUGUGGGAGUGUGUCUGGGUCUGCUCUGCAUCCUCCUGUGUAUGUGUGUGAGCUUCCGCAACAGCAAGACCAGGGACAUGGUGGCGGACUCCAGCUCCUCUCAGUUUCGGCGUGGGGGGGUGCGGACGGCCCCCCCCUCUCUCCCCGACUGCAGCGACUGCCACGAGCUGGAGACGCUGAUGCCCCCCCAGGGCCCCCUCCUCACACACACACACACACACACACUCGCCUCACAGCCCGCCGCCGAGCCCUCGGAGGAGCACAGCCUCAUGGGACACGCAGCUACAGCCGAGGACGCCACGGCCGCAGAGUUAAAGCUGGCCUGGAACGGCUCGGUGAGCUGCAACUGGGCCAACCGGAUCUCCCGGUACCGAGACACCAUCACAGAAGAGUCCCCAGCACUACGCAACGGAGCUCUGGACAACACCGCCACAGACAAGGGGGAGUGUGAUGGCCAGCUGUACUCUCCCGUGUGCAGUAACCAGGUGGAGGCCGAGGUCAUCGUCCACUCUGAGCUGUCUGACCCCCCCAGCAACAGCGACGGUGGGGCUUCCUCAUCGCCAGCCUCCGCUGGGUCCCAAAGCCCCCCCGCUUCACUGCCACCUCCACCGCCGUCCCCCGUCGACGCCCCCCACCCGCACCCACGCUCGCUCCACCCCACCCCAAACCACGCCCCGCCGCUGCUGUCCAAUCACAACGGCCCGUUGACCUCCGCACCGUCACCACCAGCCGCAGUGACGGCCGUCGGACUGGUCCAACUGUCGGCGCCCGCAGGGGUGCUGGUUCCCCUCACCAACGGGUUCCACUCACCCAAACCCCCCCGGGGGUCUUCCACCACCACCAAUACCCCCCCUGCCGGCCCCGUCGAGCCCCUCAGCCUGGAGGGGGGCGACUCCAGACUCUGCGUCCACCCAGUCUCGGGGAAGAGCCUGGGAGGGGCCACGGAGCUCCCCCCCCCUUCGUCCUCGCCCUCCCUGCCCCCCGUCAGGGGCCUGGCCAGUGUGAGCCUGGUGCACUCUACCUCAGGGGAGCACUCCUCCCUGUGCCCCUGA
Molecule: messenger RNA, 4169 nt
Organism: Sardina pilchardus (European sardine)
Lineage: Eukaryota; Metazoa; Chordata; Actinopteri; Clupeiformes; Clupeidae
Gene: igdcc4
Product: immunoglobulin superfamily, DCC subclass, member 4
Exons: 20
Coding region: 309-4169 (1286 amino acids)
Biological process (GO): cell-cell adhesion
Molecular function (GO): protein binding
Source: RefSeq, a predicted model, not a curated record